Paramuricea clavata is the source of this 25412-nucleotide messenger RNA. NCBI's taxonomy places the organism in Eukaryota, Metazoa, Cnidaria, Anthozoa, Malacalcyonacea, Plexauridae. The record is from the annotation of a GenBank genome assembly.
CUUAAAUAAAUUUUGAUCGUCGGUGCAUGAAAAGAAUACGUCAAAACAAACAGAAACGACCUUAUUUUAAUCCCAAAACAACUGUAAAUUUCGAAGUCUACAACUAUUUCAUGAACGCUGUUAACUAAAGGAUCGCGUUGAAUUGGUUGGACAAGUUUGGCUUGAGAAUUCUUGAAGUUUGUUCGUUGUUGAACUAUCGUUGAACUCCAGAAUGUCGGCUGUCCGUGGUUUCAAGCAGGCGGACGACAUGGCCAAUAAUGUCGAAUCUAUUCAUGACCAGGUCGAGUUUAUAAAUAUUUCAACGAUAUUUUAUUUGACAAUCUGGUUCAAGUACUCAAUGGGCCAAUUUAUUAAUCUUUUGCGGUCGAAAUUCUUCAACUUCUUGGGAAAAUUCGUACUUGUAUUGAGACUACCUGCUGUGGUUUUCUUUCGUCGACCAAUACUGUAGCUUUUACAAGUGGCUACCUUCCGAAUACAAGCAUUUCAAAGCCGCGUAAUAAACCAAGCUUUCUUUUUGAAUUUCAGGAAGCACAAUUUGAGAAAGUAAGCCGAAAUUUGGAGCUAGAACGCCGAAAAGUUGCCCGUCAACUCGAAAAGGUUUGUGGCCGAACUCCAUUUUGAUACGAUUCUAUCAGAUAUUAAAAUUAUACUCACAUUUUUAUUGUAAUUUGAUCGCAUUUUCGAACGCGUCCUUUCGACAGUUUAGCAUAUUCCGUUUCUGAUUUUAUAAAGCGAUAAUUUUAAUACCGAAAGCUUCGUUUCGCUUAACUUGGUUAAAACAAUAUCUUUUACAACUUUUGUAGUGUAAACAAGUAUCCGAAACCGCGUCUAUUAGUUCAUAUUCAAGGUGAGAAAAACUUAACUUUAGUAUUCUUGUGUGUAAAGCUUUGCUGUUUAUAAACAACAUGCCGAAAUAACUGGAAUACCUUUACAAUGUCGGAGCCGUUUAUCGACAAUAGUUUUGAGGCGAAUUACGAUCAACUUUAACGGAAAUUGUAGCACUUAAUAUUUGCUUAGAUUUUGGCGAAAUACAAGACCAUAUCAUGCUGAAAUAUUUCAAACAAAUUCUGUAUUUAUUCGUCUUGAACUACCCUAAAUUUUUGUCAAUAAACUGUAAAGCGUUGCUCGAACGACAUCAUUAUAAAAAGAUGGGCAAAAAUACUCUAGAUUUUAUCAUAUAUCGUACGAAAAUCCUUUGUUUGUUGUCGAAAUAUAAACGUUUUUUAAACGCUUCCAAAUUACUAUAUUUUGUUGUGAUUUUAUAAUAUCGAGCUUUAGGAAAUCCUAGUUUGUUUUGGUUGUGUUUUAUUGGCCCCAGAUGUAAUACGGUCAAAAUUAAAUCGUCUUCUAUUUCUUUAUUAUCGAUUGUACACGGAAAAGCAAAUAUUAUAAGAAAUUGAGUGUUUUAUAGAGUUCAGAAAGGCACUACAGAAUUAUAUUUCUCGCAUUUAGUAAUAAACAGUUCCUAACAGAAUUCGCAAUAAUGUGUGUUUUGUGUGUGAUUAGCAUAAUCUGUGUUCCAUAAUAACUUUGUAGUAAUAUAGCAAAUUAUGCCACAUUUUUACUCUAUAAAUACAAGUUGUGUCCUUUACAGUAAAAUAAAAAAAGUUGCGUGUUUUUGGUGUGUCCUGACGACGGAAGUGUCUAAUUGUUCAGUAAUUGGAUGAUAUAAAGUUGAAUAUAUUAAAUUGCAAUAAAAAAUCAAACUUUGAUAUUUGUUACUGUAAUAGGACCAAUAGAGUAUAUAUGGUAUGUGUAAUUUCCACUCAACAUUUCCAUCUUUGAAAAGUCAAUGUACAAAAACAUGCUGCCAGUCAUGUUAUAUUGUGUAUUUAGCCGCAAUGCACACUGAUGCCCUAUAAUGCCCGCUGAUUUUAUUCACCAAGGGGAAGUCUGCAGACAUGCGUGUUUCGGCAUUGUACGCCUCAUCAGUGCAGCUUGGUACAGUAUGUGUCUAGAUAUGUGAUUUCGUCAUAUUUAUACACACAAGCCCGUGACUUUCAUCAUAUUUAUACACACAAGCCUGCUCUCGCCAAGCGCAUGUGGCACAACAUGAUAAAUUAGUACAAAUAGACCUUUCCCCUUUUGAGUGAAAUUUUGAUCUAGACAAGUCUGGACAAAAAUUUCAUCACAGCUUGAAAGAGCAUCGCAAAAUUAGUAAUAUUCCGAAGUUAUGUUGCGAAAUGUUGUAAAAUGCGGAUAAUAUAGCCUUGCAAAGUUUGCCGUUUUUCAGUCAUUUUGUAUUACAAAUGGGAAAUUGAUAAUCAGUUUGAUCAUCUGAUUAUCAAUUUCCCGUUUGUAAUGCAAAAUGACUGAAAAACAGGCAUUUUACAACAUUUCGGCAUUUUAUUACAUUUUGCAACAAAACUUCAGAAUAUUACUAAUUUUGUGAUGCUCUUUCAAGCUUUCACUCAUAAAGGGAAAGGUUUAUUAGUUAACCUAUUAAUUUGCAUUGCACCCCAAUGUGCCCGACUCUAUUAUUUUACUCUGUCUAAUGCCAGACAAUUUUACUUGUCAAAGGGAGAGCGCUGGUGCUUAACAAGUUAAUUUCUUAUGUUGGUUAAUCUAGUUCCACUGACGAGUCCUUCGUUUGGAGAGGUGAAAAUGGAAGUAUAAAAGGAGAUGACGAAGGCAAUGGUCCUACUUUAGCUGAUUCUUACUUGUAAGUCAAUAUUCCUUUAUGUCUGAUAAUCCUUACAGUGGAUAAUCUGAAGACAUUCAGUCGGCUGCAUUGUAGGAAAACAAUUUAAAGGAAAAAUAGUCCUUUGGAACUGGGAAAGAAAUUCACCCUGCCUUUCAAUUAUUCUUUAGAAAAGACUUGGAAGAACGUGGAAUAAACAAUAACAGGUUGGUUUGCAAAUGAUCUGUUUAAUUUAAUAGAAACUACAGCUGUAAUUCUAGCGGAUUAGCUUUGCUUUCACACCUGCGCACAUACCCUAUGAAUUGGUGUGUGGCAUCUGUGAAACAGCAGCUAAAACGUGUUUGCUAGACAUGGUUAAAUUUUCAACAUGACAACAUGUUGACGUGAAAUCCAACUGUAGGUCAAUAAAUUUAGUAAUAGACUCAUCAAUGGUGCUGCCAAUGGGGGGCAUCCUAACAGAAGGGAUGCAUUACAGUAACAAGUUAAUUAUUGAAUUAUGAUGAUAUAUGUCUUGUAGUAACAUUGGAAGAUCCGACAGUGAAAUACCAGAACAAAAAGAAAACAAAAUGAGUACAUUUGAAACAAGAUCGUUUUCUCAAGGUAAACUAUGAUAAAAUAUUCAAUGCAUUGACAAUUGUGUUUUAAUUACCUAUCAAGCAAUGCUCAAUGGGUUGAUAAAACCAUUUUGGUUUUUUAGAUGGUGGUUAUACCCAGAGUACCAGAACAACCACAACAACCACCAGACAGUAUAGUUACCAUUCACAGAAUGGUGAACAUAUUGAAGAUGGUGAUUUUCCAAUUACUAACGGUGAUCAUCGUGAGGUGGUACAGAAGUUCACAUACACCAACCAGAAUGGGUAUGGUGAUAGUCGCUAUGGUAACUCCAGACCACAGUACCCACCUGGUGAUGGUUACAGAGAUGGCCCCAAGGGGCCAGGUUCAACUUCAUCACGAGAUAGUGCUGGAAGGUAUGUGCAUUCAUUGUAAUUUAUGCAUUUUCACAAGCAGUGAAAAGUUUUCCUGACCAUGGUGGGAAUCUAACCCGCGACUUUGAGGUUUGCGGGUUUCGAUUCCCACUGUGGUCAGACAAACUUUUCAGCUUGCCCGGUGUGAAUGCACACCCAGAGUAACACGACAAACGUCAUAUUCACCUGAGUACAUAACAACAACACCCACAAGAAGUACGGUAGAAUAAAAUUAAUUGGCCAUUUGUUGUUUUUGUUCGGCAAAUAGCUGAUUACCAACUGUUGUUAUAAUCCACACUGGUCAUGAGUGUUUACUGCAGGAUUCAUAUUUUUUAUAUACAGUACAUGUGCAGUAUACUGUGUAAACCUCAAGCCUUAAAAUAUCAGUCGGUCACAGACAUUGUCCGACCCAUUCCGGCAUUCGUGAAAUUGUCUGACAUACAGUAGAGAGGAUUAACCACCGGACAUUCUGUCCGACCUAAGUGAAACUUAGGUUUUUUGAUGUCCAACCGAAUUGUAGCUUUGUAAAUCAAAAUGCACCCAAGCAAGUUAAUUUUAAUCAGAAUUAAUACAUUGUGCUUGUAUUAAUUUGUGUCAUUCAGACUUAUUUCCGAAUCAAACUGAACUGAAGGUCAUCGGACAUCAUCUUACAUGUGUCUGACGAAAACUCGAAGUCAUCGGACAUUUUGUCACAUGGCCCUGUAAAAGAUAUUUUAAGGCCAGUGGUAAACCUGCAAGCAUGCAGACAAUAUAUAUAUAUAUACAUGUAUGCCAGGAAGAUGGAAAGUCAUAAUGUUUCUCUACAUUUCUUCAGAUAUGCCCCAGAGCCUAGACCAAGAGGUAGUCACAGUUCUCAAGGCUCCGUCGGCGAUGAAAUAACUCGACAGAAAACCUCUUACACAGAAUCUGCGCCACCUGAGCCUGAUCAGAGGUCUGGAUCGAGAACAUCCUCACAGUCCAGCAUGACACGAGGUGCAGAGGCGCCUCCCCAAUCCCAAACCCUACCACGGACAUUUGGACAAAAUGAGCCAAGCGAGAUCCCUGAGGAAGGAUCAUCAACCGUGCCCAGACAACCUUCAAAAUCGAAAGGAAGUAGUAAGUCAUUUCCAUCCUUUUCUUAGUUUACAGACUUUCUCACUCAUUGGUGAGCGGACAACAGUCUUUUGCCCAAUUGAUAAGGGAUACGAGGUACCGGUACCUACAAUUUAGCAUUGCGAAAGUCUAACCAUUUACUGAUGUUAAUGCAAAUGUAGCACUUUCUCCUCAGUUAUUUUAAGAUGAUGAGUAGUGGUCUGACAAAGGAUUGAACCCGGCUCUCCCAUCUUGGAUGCAGUGGCGGACGCUAGGGAUGGCCAGGGGGGGCGGUUGAAAGACCUGUAAAAGUCUGGUACCAAGAAUCACAAUUGACAUAUAAAAUGAUCAAGCGAGCCUUAAACGGACACCAAAGCCCCAUGUUGAAAAUUUUGACCCCUCCCCAUAUUUUGGCCACUGCUUGGAAGACAAGUGUGGUGACCACACUUUGUCCUAGGGAUCCAGUAAUGAUUGUUUGGAACUGGUCAUCAGCUAUCAAAUAUAUUUGGUUUAUAACCUGGAGAAAUAGUUGGUGAUAAUGUCUACACAAUAGACUGUGAAAAUCGCUGGGUGUCGCUUCAAUUGAAACCCUGAAAAUGCUUACUGUACCAGUUUAUUUACAAAAUAACUUGUUCCAUUUCAGUUACAUACAACUUGAGUAUGAAGGUUGGUGACGUGCGCGGAUCUGGUGCUGAUGGUAAUGUCUAUAUACAACUGUUUGGUACUGAAGGCAAGACCGCCAAGAUACAACUACGCCAGGCUGGGGAUACCAGGAACAAAUUUGAGAAAGGAAAGACUUAUAAAUUCACAGUUGAUACAGUCGACAUUGGACAGGUACAUUGUAUAAAACUUGUCAAUCUAAUAUCAUGGUGAGAUGGUUAAUUUUUUUCCAGUUUAUCGAUUAACCACCUCCCUCCACAAUCUAAUUUUGAGUCUUACCCAAUAAACAAAUUUACCUCACCAGAGGCUCAAAAUAACAGCUGGUCAAUGGACAAUGACCAGCCAGAAAUGCCUCUUGACCGGUCACUUUUUUACCUCACUGGUCAUUUUGACUGGCCUGACAUUUUCAUGCCUUCCAAUGCGAUUGCUGACGUCUUGAAUUAAAACAUGAAACUAUGAUGUAUCGAAACAAGUUUCUAAUAGUUUGUUUCACUGUUAGUUUAAGUGUAUCAAUGACCAGUCAUAUUUUGACCAAGCUAAAAUCAAGUUGACCCGUCAUUUUGACCAGAGACCUAUCUCCCAUUAUUUUGAGCCCUGUUCACAAUUCUUUUGGGGUUUUUUCUUUCAGCUUGAGCGCAUCAAGCUCAGUCACGACCACCGUGGAUAUGGUUCAGGUUUUUUUGUUGAUGAAGUGGAGGUCGAGGUUCCCUCAAGGAAUGACCGAGUUACCUUUCCUUGUCAUUGUUGGUUGGCCCAGGAUGUGGAUGGUGGACGAACUGAGAUGGUCGCAUCACAACCAUCUAAACCGCCCCAGCCUAGUAAGUUAAGAUCAUUGACUGGAAUGACUGAUUGACUGCCCAACCAGGUGAACCAAUUGUUCAGGGGUCGUUCAUUUUUUUGUGUGACUGCGACCGCAAAAAUUAUUUGAAAAUGUGCCUGCAAAAUGUCUUCAUGCAACAUGUGAAAUUGAGCCAUCAGCCAUGAAUUACAGAACUAUAGAUGCCGAUUAGUAGACUGGCUUAUUAGUUAUGACUAUGUAUUAAUUUAAGUAUUUUUGGUUCAAGAAAUCAAGAAUUUUAAGCUCAGGCUCACAAUCUCUAGAAAUUUUAACUUGUCAGUAAACUAACAGUAACAAAUACAUAAUAAAAUAAGAAUUAUAAAAUUUAUUUUAUAACUUCUGGCUUCAAAAGUUUUACAAAAUGUGCCUGCAAGUCCCCACUUUAAUGGCCCAUGCAACUGUUACUACUUGGUUGUGGGCUUGUGGCUAGCUGACAGAUACUGUAGAUUCACUGACUGAAUGGUUGAGCGAGUACUCUUAAUUAUCCAUGGCGACCGUGUGCCAUGGUUUGUCAUGGAAAAUCCAUAUCAGUAUUGAAUUUCUCUCUUUCAGCAAAAAUCUACACAGUUUCAGUUCGUGUUGGCGAAGUGGUGAACUCUCAGACCAGUCUUUAUAUCCAGUUGUUUGGUGAAAAUGGAGAAACAAGCAAGAUCAUGCUGAGACCUGCCGGCCCAUCUCUGACAAAAUUUGAACCCGGGAGAACAUACAAGUUUACUGUUGAAACUGUUGACAUUGGCAAGGUAUGUCUAUAACUACAGACAAUACACUAAACUAACUUUAUUUAUACUGGAUAUUGUUGAUUGUUCUAUCAGUUCUAAACUGUUCUCCUUAGAGGUCCAGAGUCAUACUGUAGCUAUAUUUUAUACCGGAUAGCUCUAUCAGUUCUAAACUGUUCUUCACAGAGGUUGAGUAAGGAUCAUCUCUUAUUGAUCCAGUGUUACUACAGGAGGAAACCUAAACUAAACUAACUUUAUUUAUACUGGAUAACUUUAUCAGUUCUAAACUGUUCUUCACAGAGGUCCAGUAAGGAUCAUCUCUUAUUGAUACAGUGUUACUACAGGAGGAAACCUAAACUAAACUAACUUUAUUUAUACUGGAUAGCUCUAUCAGUUCUAAACUGUUCUCCCUAGAGUCCAGUAAGGUUACCCCUUACUGAUCCAGUGUUACUACAGAAAGAAACCUAAACUAAACUAACUUUAUUUAUAUGGUACUGAUUACUGGAUAGCUUUACCAGUUCUGAACUGUUCAUUGCUUCAGUAUGUAGUCAAACUGGAAGCACUCACUUUAAUUGUGACACCUAAAUUGAAGCCACUAUAAUGCACCCCCCUGUGUUUUAUUUCAGAUUGAGAGAUUACGUAUGGGUCAAGACAGUAAGACAGGGGGUCAAGGACUGUAUGUGGAGACAAUUGAGAUCGACCCUGAAGGCGGAGAGAAUGUGGUGUUUCCAUGUCAUGCUUGGUCUGAGGAGGACGACCUGAAAUCUCAGAGAGACAUUUAUCCCGAGCCUGAAUAUUCAGGUGAACCUAAAGCUAGUAAGUAUUCACCAAACCGUUCGCUAGACCAUACCUUGGAAUAGCAUUAUAUAAAAAAAUUAACUGAUGUCGCAACACAUAAUUCAACGUUUGGGCAAAAAUAAAAACACACUGUCAAUUAACUAUAAUGAAUAAAAAAUUCAAAUGGUGGUUUCCUUUGCUGUCCGGAGUUCCCACCAUUACCUUAGCCACCAUUCGUGGGAUGGUUUAGCAUUAUACAGCCAUGCCAAGUAAAAAAUUAAUAGGUUGUACUUUGCAAACCUUAAACUCUAAAGCUUAAAUCUUAAACUCUAUGUGUGCAAAGCUUAAAGUUCAAAGUGUGAUUAACCCCAAAUAUGAUUUUUUGUAUGUGUAAUAUUUGGGUCAUUCUAAGAAGAAAUGUAAUAUAUCUUUAUAAUAAAAAAUCCCAUCUUGAUCAACUUUUUCACUGUCAAAGUUUCCGGAUAUGAUGUCAUUAGGUGAAUUUCAAAUUAUUUUUCCUUUGUUUUUUGUACCAAAAAUUCACCUAAUGACCUCAUAUCCGGGAACUUUGACAGUGAAAAAGUUGAUCAAGAUGAGGUUUUUUAUUAUAAAGAUAUAUUACAUUUCUUCUUAGAAUGACCCAAAUAUUACGCAUGCCAAAAAUUAUAUUUGAGGUUAGUCACACUUUAAUGGGAGCACACGUUUCAAGCUUAGUAGUUGAAAAUUGCAGCUAUUUGUGAAUGAAUUGUUCUUGUAAGGAGAUAUUUAUUAUGUCUCUAAGAAAUGGGCCCCAUAUAUGAUUUCUAAGGUUUAGAGUUUAAAGAUGGUGUCCGCUCCUGUGCUCAUGCGCGAACUUUGUUUACGUUUUGAACUGCAAUAUUUGUAAAAUAUGAUAUACUAACUGAAUAUCUAACACUUUUCUGGUUCACUAUACUUGUAAAUGAAUAUAAACUCUACGUUUCAAUUCAAAAAAGUUCGAAAGAUGCUAAAUUUGGGCAAGGUUUAUAUUUGUGGGUCCCCCUUUGUUAUGUGCAGAACUGAUGCGCAGAACGGAGUGGACAUCAUCUUUAAGGUUUGCAAAGGACAACCUUUUUGAAUUAGUAUUAUAUUAUAUAAGGGAUUUGCUAAACCAUCCCUGGGUUGGUUUUUCAGCCAAUAUUUUUUUGCUGAUUAUUAACAGUUUCCAUUUUUAUCUCAUUUAGAUGUAGACUACCAUCUGACCAUCCGUACUGGUGACAUUGCGGGCGCAGGUACUGAUGCUCCGGUAUUUAUUCAACUGGUUGGUGACGAUGGUGAGACCGAGCGUAUAGAGCUCAGUCCUGGGGGGACUGGUGACAAGAGAUUUGAUCGAGGGAGGACUGAUAAGUUUGUGAUUGGGACUUUGGAUGUUGGCAAGGUAAGGGACAAGCGAUAACAUAACUAUUGUACAUUGAAAUCCUACUGUGUACCUCCAAACCCUACCUUAUCCCUUCUUAAUGCUUGGUUAAAGUGGCACUGUCAUUAAAAUUUUUAUUUUCGUAAACGAAAAUGCUCUUAAAACUGUAUAGUAACUUGUUUUGAAGAUUUUUGUUUCAAUGCUUAGUUCUUGAGAUAUUUCAUUUUGUUUGUAACCAUGUGACGUCAUUUACUCAACUACAUCUAUAAGGAGAUAUCAGUAAUUGUUUGUGUAUUGUAUCUUUGCUAUUUUUUAUCAAAAUCUUUCCAAAGAUGCGGCGCGUUUUUUAAUUUAACUUGUACAUCAUUAAGCACACUGUUUUUUUAAACAAAUCCAUCAAAAAUAGCAAAGAUACAUAACAUUUACUGAUAUCCCAUGUAAUUGAGUAAAUGACGUUACAUGGUUUCAAACAAAAUGAAAUAUCUCAAGAACAAACCAAUUUUAUCAAAAGAAGUUACUUUACAGUUUUAGUAGUUCUCUCGUUUGAGGCAAUAAUGACAAUGCCAUUUUAAAUAUAAUGAAUAUACAGUAAAAUAUACAGUAAGUAAUUUUAUUUAAAAUUUAUUAUUCAAUGUUUACCCCAAAAGCAAACUGCUUAUGGGGGGGGGAGGCUUACAUCUAUACUUAUAUAACAUUUUAACACACAAAUGGUACACAUACCCAGACAAAAUAAGAUAUUAAUAUAGAAAUAUUAAACAUCAAAGGUGGAUGCUGCAAAACGACAUGUGUUUAAAAUAAAUUGUUGAACUAUUGAAAACAAUACACAAUUUUCUUCAUAAUUUACUCAAGUUCGAGUCGUUCUUCAUAAGUAAUUUUGUUUUUGCCAUUGCCAAAACUCUCUACCUACUGUCAACUUGCAUUAAUAAUUUGUUUUAUUCUCCUCUCUCAUUCCAGCCACAUACAAUCCGUAUCGGUCACUUGGGUCGUGAUAGGGAUUCCAAUUGGUUCUUAGAUGAAGUGAUUGUUGAUAUUCCUACACGUAACGAACACUAUCUUUAUCCCUGUAAAUCCUGGCUUGCAGCUGAUGAAGGUGAUGGCAAAACCGAGACAGAACUGUAUGGGGGUAAGUGGUUUUGUUGCUUUGUCAGCAUGCUGAAAUAAAUUGACUACAUGUACUGUAGAUAGAUUUAUUUUUCUUGUGGAUGUCAUGUCUUUAUACCCUCACGAAAAAAUCUAUACAGUAGGUGCCUAUAGAAAAUGUUUCAAUUCCUUAUAGAAGCCUUAUUACGCACCCAUAGAGCUCUAUAGACUUAUAGGCAUCCCUAUAGGUCAUCCAUAGAAAAUGUUCCAAUUGUCUAUAAAAACCUAUAGGUUUCCUAUAGCAACCUAUAGGUUGGCCUGUAGGCCUGACCUGUGGGGGCUUCUGUGGCCAAGUGGUUAGCGCGCUUGCCCUUCACCUCUAAGGCCACAGGUUCAAGCCUCAGUGAGAGCUCUCUCUCAACGCGACCCGAACCCAGUCCUCAUGUGGAAAGAGCCAAAGUCAACACUCUGCCGAAAGUCGUGGGUUUCUUCCCACAGGGAAAGUUGACAGGGCGGGUUAAGUAAAAAGCAAUUGGCAUAUGCUGUUGUGGUGUCCCUGCCCUAGUUGGCAAAGCUAAAUAAAUAAAUAUCUUUCUUUAUUCUCAGAGGUCUACAAAGUCCCGCUUGGUGCCGGGGCACCACCUUCAUCCCAACCCCCCAUAACUAAGCAACCAUCUUACGAAGACGACACCACAGAGGAACGACCUCCAUAUAAGGAAGAAGACGAAGCCAAUCAGCGACCGUCAUAUAGAGAGGAGAAUGUGCCUGAAGAUAGACAACCAAUUAUUCAGGAUACUAUUCAAACUACAGAAACAGAGAAUGUUGAAACCUUACCGGAAUUUAAUACCCAGGGAUCUCCACCUCGAAGUAUAUCCCCGGAGAAUCGACCACCAUACAAAGAACGAACCUCGGCUAAAGCACCGCUGACUGAUGACGUGGACAGUAAAACCAGUAAGUGGGGUCAUGUUGCAAUGAGAUCCCCCCCCUCCUAUAAGAACUGCAGACCAAGGCCAGAUUUUGGUGGAAAUAGUGGGGGAGGUGGAAAAAAUUUAGUUGCAGCGGUCUAGCUGACGACCGCCAUGGAAAGUCGUUUAGAACGGGCCAAAGUCAACGAUGUGACGUGUGCAUGUAUAGUGUACAAUGUAUAAGUGUACAGUAUUAAUGAAUUAUGAUUGUACAACUCAUCCAAUUUUGCUCUUUAUUACAAUUACUACAAAGUUUCUUUCAAAACAUUGCAUUAAAAGGGUACUUGACACACAGAUGAAUGGCUAUCACUGUUUCAAUUUUACAGAAAAAAACUUUCUUACGAAGUGUGGACCCAAAGCAACAAAAAAGUAAAAUUUUCACUUUGAUCCAUGAUUGAAACUUUCCCAAGGGGAGGUGCAUGACUUCAGAGGAGGUUCAAAAAUUCUCAGGAGAGCUGCAAAACGAUCUCAGGAGAGGUGCGCACCACCCCACACCUGGGGGGGGGUUAGGGGGGUUAAACCCCUCCUAGAAUAUAUUUAACCCCUCUAAUAAAGUGUUCAACCCCACCAAAAUUUUGCUUCACCACUCCUAUUUUGUGUGAAAGGCUUCAACCCAAACGCCUAACGUCUGCUGAAGCUCACUGAGUGGUGUCGCUUGCACCCCACCAGAAAUUUUUCUACCCCUCCUUCUUAAUAAAUGAAAAUCCGCCCUAGACCCAAAAUCCGGCCAUGCCGCAGACCUUAGUGAUUUUCUCGACUCUUUAUUUACUAGAUGUCACCUACGAGUUGUGUCUCAAAAUGGGAGAUGUCCAAGGAGAUGGGACUGAAGGGUCUGUAUUUGUGGAACUGAUUGGCAGCAACGGCAAGACUGAGAGAAUAGUGUUGAGAGAGGCAAAUGAUUCGAGAAUCAAGUUUGAGAAAGGAAAAAGUUAUAAGUUUACCAUCGAGACCGCUGAUAUAGGUUUGGUAAGUUAGGAUACAUUUGCAAACAUUCUUUCAAAUUUCAGUAUGCAUUACCAGGCCAGCAAAUAAUUAUUUUACUUGGAAGGACAAAUGUCUGGCCAGGCCAAAACUUGGUCGGACAUUUAUCAAUUUUUCUCGGACAACGGACAAAGUAAAAUUUUUCAUAUUUAUUUUUGAGAAUUGGCACGGUGUAUUUUUUGCCUGGUCAUGAAUAGUCCGCACUGCAAUGCAUCUAAAACUUAGUAUAUAUCUACCAGUCCUAAUGCAUCAGUAAAUUAUGGCUCAGGUUAUACAUAAUUUUAAUUUCUACCAUAUAUACGAAGAUGAUGUAGAUUUAUAAUGGAAUCUUACGGCUUAAUGCAGCAAGAAAUAGUGGAAAAGUGCUGUCUAUAUUGCUUUCUUGUUGGUUUGAUUAGGAAAAAAAUGUUAAAUAAACAUUUUUUUGAGGUUGGAAAAUUGCCUAAAUCAGUCGCAUGUCUGGUCACAGAAAGCUUUGAUUGGACAAAAGGUAAAAUUUGGUGACCGGCACUAAUUUGUAGGCCUGCAUUACAUGCACUAUAUACUUGCUCAGUUUAUCACUAUACAAUAUUCUUGUAUGAAUGGAAUGGCCAUAACAGAAUAUCUUGCUUCAUCAGGUCGAGAAAGUCCGCGUUGGUCAUGAUGCUCAUGGUCCUGGACUGGGAUGGUAUCUGGAGGAGCUGAGUGUCACCGUACCAUCACGUGAUGAACAUGUGGUGUUCCCAUGUAAUUGUUGGUUGGCCGAGGAUCAAGGUGAUGGGAAACUGGAACGAGAGUUAUCCUCAACACAAGGUACAGGCAGUAAUUACAACCACAAGUAGUUUGCAGUACGUUAAAGUGCCAAGCAUAGAUAUCUUAUAUACACUAGACAGUGCAUCUAAUUAUUCUGCAAUUCAAAAAUUGAAGCUGUGAUUGCAGACUCGGGAUAUUCCCAUGAAAUGAAAAGAUUCGUAUGUUUUCUAUUUCUUAAACACAGAACUUAAAUAUUUAAGUUAAACCUAUUCCAAAUACAUUUUUAAACUGUUCAAAUGAUGAAAGUUAUUGUUGUUUUUAAGCGUUCAUUAGCGAGUUGGAAACUCCAACAUGGCCGCAGUCUAUUCAAAUGGGGGGUAACCGCUAGAAUAUUCUUGGCUUCAAUUUUACUAAAAGAGAUGGCCAACUAGUGUAUAUAAGAUAUCUAUGGUGCCAAGACGUAAAUGUGUAAAUAGCUUCUGAAACGUCUUAAUGAGAACAUUCGUAAUCUUCGAGAUUUAAAGUUUAUAUAAGUCAGCAUGAUUUUGUAUCAGAUAUACAAACUCCUUCAUGGUCUUGAUGUUAUUCCUGUUUUCUUUGUGAAUUAUGAAUGAGUUUUCUCUUGUGAUUUUUAGCAACCUACCAUCUUGCCCUGGCUACGGGUGAUGUCGCCAAUGGUGGAACAGAGGCAGUACCUUAUAUUCAGAUCUUUGGCGAGAGAGGUGAUACUGGUGUGAUCGAACUGAGGAAGGAAGCAAACAGUGGCUUUGUUCGAGGAAAAACUGAUUUCUUUAACGUAGAUGCCGUCGACGUUGGAAGGGUAUGUGCUGAAAUAUAAAAUUAAAACAUAAAAUAAAUAGAAGUUAUUGGGAUGUUGGCGGCGCAGUUGUUAAUGCAUGUGUCUUAGGUUUCCUCCUGUAGUAAUCCUGGAUCAAUAAGAGAUGAUCCUUACUGGACCUCUAGGGAACUGGUAGAGCUAUCCAGUAUAAAUAAAGUUAGUUUAGUUUAGGUUUCCUCCUGUAGUAACACUGGAUCAAUAAUAGAUGAUCCUUACUGGACCUCUAGGAAGAACAGUUUAGAACUGAUAGAGCUAUCCAGUAUAAAUAAAGUUUGUUUAGUUUAGGUUUCCUCCUGUAGUAACACUGGAUCAAUAAGAGAUGAUCCUUACUGGACCUCUAGGAAGAACAGUUUAGAACUGAUAGAGCUAUCCAGCAUAAAUAAAGUUAGUUUAGUUUAGGUUUCCUCCUGUAGUAACACUGGAUCAAUAAGAGAUGAUCCUUACUGGACCUCUAGGAAGAACAGUUUAGAACUGAUAGAGCUAUCCAGUAUAAAUGAAGUUAGUUUAGUUUAGGUUUCCUCCUGUAGUAACACUGGAUCAAUAGGAGAUGAUCCUUACUGGACCUCUAGGAAGAACAGUUUAGAACUGAUAGAGCUAUCCAGUAUAAAUAAAGUUAGUUUAGUUUAGGUUUCCUCCUGUAGUAACACUGGAUCAAUAAUAGAUGAUCCUUACUGGACCUCUAGGAAGAACAAUUUAGAACUGAUAGAGCUAUCCAGUAUAAAUAAAGUUAGUUUAGUUUAGGUUUCCUCCUGUUAGUUUAGUUUAGGUUUCCUCCUGUAGUAACACUGGAUCAAUAAGAGAUGAUUCUUACUGGACCUCUAGGAAGAACAGUUUAGAACUGAUAGAGUUAUCAAGUAUAAACAAAGUUAGUUUAGUUUAGGUUUCCUCCUGUAGUAACACUGGAUCAAUAAGAGAUGAUUCUUACUGGACCUCUAGGAAGAACAGUUUAGAACUGAUAGAGCUAUCCAGUAUAAAUAAACUUAGUUUAGUUUAGGUUUCCUCCUGUAGUAAUACUGGAUCAAUAAGAGAUGAUUCUUACUGGACCUCUAGGAAGAACAUUUUAGAACUGAUAGAGUUAUCCAGUAUAAAUAAAGUUAGUUUAGUUUAGGUUUCCUCCUGUAGUAACACUGGAUCAAUAAGAGAUGGUCCUUACUGGACCUCUAGGAAGAACAGUUUAGAACUGAUAGAGCUAUCCAGUAUAAAUAAAGUUAGUUUAGUUUAGGUUUCCUCGUGUAGUAACACUGGAUCAAUAAGAGAUGAUCCUUACUGAACCUCUAGGGAAAACAUUUUAGAACUGAUAGAGCUGCCCUGUGUAAAUAAAGUUUAGUUUAGUUUAGGUUUUCUCUCCUGUACAGUAGUAACACUAGAUCAAUAAGAGAUGAUAUCCAGUAUAAAAAAGUUUAGUUUUACAACGGCUUUAGAAAUCAUUUCCAAUGACUGUAAUUUUGUCAUUUGUGUUUUUAGAUUGAGAAGAUCCGUGUGGGUCACGAUGGUCAGGGUUAUGAUGGCGGAUGGUUCCUGGAGGAAAUUGUAUUAGAUUGUCCUCAACAUGGCGAACAUCUGAUAUUCCCUGCUCAUUGUUGGUUAUCUGAUGUCGAGGCUGAUAGACAGGUUGAGCGAGAGUUCCUGCCUGAGCCAGGUAAUAUACGUGUGUGGUCAGAUGACCAAGUGAUGGGAAAUGUUUAGAUCUGGAAUUAAAAAGAAAUCUAUGUGCCAUUUAUUAUUAUUAGCAUGACCAAUUUACUGGAUGCUGAUUGGUUGAGAGGAGUACACUAAUUAUUUCAUUGUACCGCAGUACAAUUAAUGAUUUUCCCAAAACAAACAAAAUGGCGGAAAGGUAUUUAAACACAAAUGAAAUUGGCCUAUUGAGGAACUUAAAGCAAAAGAACUAAAUGAAAAUACGAACAAAAGCACCAAAUUUUGGUUGAAAGUCUGGACUGGGCUUUGGCGAGAGAAUAUGAUGUUGACAUUGAGAAUUAUCCAAUUUUGUCAUGCUAAUAAUAAACAAGUACUGUAAUCAUGCGAUGUUGCUCGUACACCCGUCCAAUUUUUUGGCAAAAUUUCCAAACAUCACUCGUACUGUUAAUCCCUAAUUGUACGAGCAACAUCACAUGAUUAUGUUUGUGAUGUUACUCUGAGUGUAUAUUCACACCGGGUAAGCUUGAAAAAUAUACCUGGCCACGGUGGGAAUCGAAUCUACAACCUUUGGAAUACCAACCCAAUGCUCUGCCAACUGAGCUAAGCGGUCAGGUCGGUUCGAGCAUGUGAUAUUUCGGAACUGAGUCUAGUUCCUUCGAUAUCAAUGCAAUCUAGUAAGCAACCUAAUUAAAAGGAGCUAGUUUCGCCCCUGCACCAACACAGAAAAAAAUCACAUGAUUAGCUAUACCAAUUUUUUCCUCUCUUUAGUCGCACCCUACAAGGUCUUCGUCAGAACAGGCACGAGACAGGGGGCAGGUACGGAUGCCAGUGUAUAUAUGCAGAUAUUUGGGGAUCAAGGGGACACAGGAAUCAUUGAUAUGAAACAAGUCAUGUUAUCGACGUCGGGUCAGUUUGCUGCAGGAAUGGAAUGUAAACUAGAAAUGGAGACUGUCGAUGUUGGAAUGGUAGGAUUUAUUGAAUGUGGUUUUUCAAGUUUAGAAAGUUUGUUGAAUUCCUCAUGAUUCCGAUCCCAUUCAGAAGAACUCUUAAAAUUUCAUAUUAAACUCUAUUACCGAUUUGUCAUAUCUUGCUUAGGUCUUGAAAUAUUUAGACCGAAAUUAAUGACCUAUCCGCCAUCUUGGACUAAUUCUUGACCUCAUUAACUAUGGUUUUGAUGACGUCAGGAGUUGGGUUAACCAUAUAAAACUACUCUAAAAUGACCGAGGAACAAUCCAAAAUUGUUUGAAAUGUUUUUAAUCAUUUCUAAAUUUCAGAGAACAACCAGAAACGAAGUGUUUGAAGAUAAAAAAUUUAGCGUGACCCCUCUCUUGAAGCAACAUGCAUUCCAGGGAUGGAUUUGCUGGGGUGCGGGUGGGGGGGGGGUGUGCAUCCCCCUAGCCCUGGCCAGAGAGGGUGCAGGGGGUGCUAUUUUUCAUGAUAAAGCACAAAAUUAUUAGAGACAAAAUGAGAUACAGUAAUUUGAGUGAUAACAUGAUGAUAAGCAAACUGUGAACAACAAUUACAAUUCAAAUACAGUAUAGUCAAGCAAGACUUUGCAGUAGUGAAGCAAGUUGAUGGGCGGGCGGCACACAUGACCGACACAACUCGGCACCAGAGCUGGCAGAGCACCCCCCCCCCCCCUGGAUCCAUCCCUGAUGCAUUCGUAUCCUCAAUAAUCUAAGAUGGCGAACAGCUCAUUUUUUCAGUCGAAAUAUUUUGAAAACUAUAAGCAAGAUAUAAACAAUGUGUAAUAGAGUUUAAUAUAUAGUUUUAAGAGUUCUUUCAAAUGAACUAAACUAUUUUUUAUUGCCACUGUCCUUUAAUUUUUCGUUGUCUAAUUUAUUUAGUUGGAAAAAGUUCGCAUCGGUCACGACAACAGUGGUCGAGAUCCUUCGUGGUACUUAGAUGAAGUAAUGAUCAUUCUUCGUGAGGAGUGCUGGGUCUUGCCGUGCCAUGAUUGGUUGGAUGAAACCAGAGGUGACACGGAGCGAAUGUUAUUCCCUGAGACCAAGACAUUUGCCCAAGAGCCCGACCUUGAGGAUUUGAUCGCAUACUUAAAUAGCAAUGAUGUAGUGUUAAUUGUUAAUGCUGAAGCUUAUUUGCAACAUUUGUUCUACAAAGAUGAGGGAAUUAAAAGCAAGUUUAGGUAAGAGGGAUUGACUAGUAUUAACUAAACUAACUUUGUUUAUACUGGAUAGAUCUAUCAGUUCUAAACUAUUCUUCCUAGAGGUCCAGUAAGGAUCAUCUCUUCUUGAUCCAGUGUUACUACAGGAGGAAACCUAAACUAAACUAACUUUAUUUAUACUGGAUAGCUCUAUCAGUUCUAAACUGAUCUCCCUAGAGGUCCAGUAAGGAUCAUCUCUUAUUGAUCCAGUGUUACUACAGGAGGAAACCUAAAAUAAACUAAACUUAUUAUACUGGAUAGCUCUGUCAGUUCUAAACUGGGGUCCGGUAAGGAUCAUCUCUUAUUUAUCCAGUGUUACUACAGGAGGAAACCUAAACUAAACUAACUUUAUUUAUACUGGAUACAGUAGCUCUAUCAGUUCUAAACUAUUCUUCCUAGAAGUCCAGGAAGGAUCAUCUCUUCUUAAUCCAGGGUUACUACAGGAGGAAACCUAAACUAAACUAACUUUAUUUAUACUGGAUAGCUCUAUCAGUUCUAAACUAUUCUCCCUAGAGGUCCAGUAAAGAUCAUCUCUUGUUUGUCCAGUGUUACUACAAGAGGACACCUAAACUAAACUAACAUGUUUUCAUUCCAGAGCUUUAAACGGUAUCAAACCUCUGAUCCAGUUGCUGGAUAGCAGGAACGAAGAUAUACACAGAGGAGCAGCCGCGACAUUGAGGAACUUAUCCUUCAGUAAAACUAACGACGAAAAUAAGGUAGGCGUGGAAUUGAUGAAUUCUUUAAAAAAAAGAAAAUAUGCUCCAUAGGUCCAGUAAAGGCCAUCUCCUGUUCGUCCUGCGAUAGUACAAGUCUACAAGACCUAAAUUUACAUUUAUCACCGUAUAGGUUUACCCUAUAAUAGCGCACUGCAUGAUUCAGUAUUACGACAGUGAUAAAUUGAAUUAUAGUUUUAAAUUAAUCCAGAUUUGAAAUUUAUUUAGAUUCACAUUUGUCGUUGUGAUGGUAUCAAAGCUAUGGUGCGAUUGCUUCAACGAACUGACAGACUAGAGGUAAAUGACUUCAAAACUGUUAAAACUUAAGGCGUUUGCUCCUGUUCUUUAAACACUGACUCAUUUUAUGUUUCUAGCUGAAAGAAUUAUUGCUGUCGAUUAUUUGGAAUUUAUCAUCUUGUGAAGUAAGUAAUGACCUUGAAAACGAACUUCAGCAUAGAGUAUUUUUGCUAUACAUACAGUACCGUGUUUUUGUUUUGAGCCAUGCCAAAUAUAUGCAGGGUGUCCACGGGCCUUGAAAAUCCUGGAAAGUCCUUGAAUUGGAAAAAAAAUUCCAGGACUGGAAAGUCCUUGAAAAUCAUUAGAAGUCCUUGAAAGUCCUGCAUGAAUUAAUUUCCUUAACCUCCAGCUGUGUCAAUAUUAGUGAUUUUGAUUAAAAUUACUGAAUAAAGUGAAUUAUUUACGGCAAAUCCGUGCCAUUUUCAAAGAUUUUUCCCAGUUCUAGGUCCUAGAAUUCCACCUUCACGAAAGGUUGGACACCCUGUAUAUGUGCUGUAUGGUAGAGAAUGAAGACAUCCUUAAAGCUACUACCUGUAGGCUCAGUAAAACUCAGAUUUUCCAAGUUUCAUUCCUGGCAAUUUCUUACAAACGUUUUUCAUGUAAUUCCAGGAACUCAAGAGACACAUUCUCGAAGAAUGUUUAGUUCUAGUUGUGACAACUUUUGUUAUCCCAGAUUCUGGUUGGGACAAACGUGAUAUUGAACCUGUCAGAUGGACUAUCUGUUUCAGAAAUGCCACUGGUAAGCAUCCUGAAUGGUCUUGUGCACCACCUUCAGAUUUGCAAUAAUAAAUUUACGUGGUGUUUCCACAAACAAAAAGUAUUAUAUGUUACUAUGUGUUGUUCAAGGUAUAUUACGAAAUCUGUCGUCAGCUGGUUUGGAAGCAAGAAAAAAGAUGCGUGAUGUAGUUGGAUUGAUUGACGCAAUGUUAUACGUGAUCAGACUCUCUCUGGGAAAACCUGGGACGGAUCCCAAGGUAAAACACACUUCAUUGCCUUAAUUAACUCAUUAAGUUGCAUUGCGCCCGAGGGCACCCUAUUUUAUUAUUUUACUCUGUCUAAUGCUAGACAGUUUUAUUAUUAAGUUAUUAUAAUAAGUGUUCGUCUGGUGUUAGACAGAGUCAAAUAGUAAAGAAGAGCGCAUUAUAUAAUAACUACAGUGAAACACGCAAUCUGAUUGGUCAAUAGCCGUGCAGGAUCAGGCUAUCCUGCACGAGGAAUUAAAAUGCCUUCGCGAGAUUUUCGCGGGAUUCUCAAAAUGUCAUUAGCCGUGUUUACACUACGAGCCUAAGCCUGACCUGGGCCUAUCUUUGGACUCGAUUUUUGUAGUGUAAACGCACUUCGGCCUGGCCUAGGUUAGGACAUCUGGAACACCUGUUCUGAUAGGCCCAGAUUUCCUGACCUAGGCCAGGCCGAAGUACGUUUACACCACAAAAACCUAGUCCAAAGACAGGCCUAGGCCAAACUUAGGCUCGUAGUGUAAACACGCCUAUUGUUUCACUGUAGUUAUUUUAUAAAACAAUUACCAAAUGGUUUUCCAAGCAGGAUAGCGUCAUCCAUACACUUGGGAUAUCGCUGGACUUUCGGAAAGCGUAAAAAUACACUCGCCUGCGGCUCGAGUAUUUUUACGCUUUCCGAAAGUCCUGCACGGAAAACCAUUCGGUAUUCCUUUAUUGGGGCACAAUGCAAUUGACUUACACCCGUUUUCAAAAUUACGCGACCUCCCUGAAAAAUACUCCUACUUCAAAUGUCAGUUUUAUGUCCCAAGAACUGCUAAAAAUAGCAAACGUAAACAAACUGUCUAAAGACAUUUUAAACCGUAUUUAAUACCAAUACUGAACAAAAAUGAGUCAGAUAACUUAGAUAUACAAACUAAAGCACAAUACAAACCAUCACAACAGAAAUAUGUUCUGUGAAUGACUUUUAAAGUUUGAAAAAUAACAGUUUAUCCUGGAAUUUAGCUGUCAGUAUAAAACACGCGCGCUAGACUAUAACGGUGAUGUUAUGAUUCUGUUUUGCUUAAAUUUUACAAUAAUUCUCACUUAACGGCAGAGUAUCCGAGUUUGGAGGUAGGUGCCGUUGGUGGCCAAGGCUAGUCGGCGAUCUAGCCUUGUCGGGCAAAUGACCGCAAUGGCAAACAUUAGGCAAAACACUGGCAAACAUUUAUGGCAAACUGGCAAAUGGCAAAACUGGCAAACAGCAAUGGCAAACAGCUAUGGCAAAACAGCAAAAAACGUAAUAAUAAGGCUAAUUAUAGUAGCAAUAGGAGUUUGCCAUGACAAUUCUGCCAAGGCAGACCUCCGGCACCUGUCACACUGAUGAUCAGUGGAAAAAAGGACGCAUUCUAUAGUAGUCUAUAGAUUGUAUCCUAUAAAGAAAAACAAAUAAAAAAAAACCCCGAUACAACCAAAACAAAACAACAAAAAACAAAACUAAAACAAAAUAAAGAAAUUAACCCGAGUAUCAACAAACAUUACCAGGGUGGGGAAAGGGCGAAGGGGAACAGAGCGAAAGAGCAGUUGUAGCUGGCUAGCCAAGCUGUAGCAAAGUGACGGAUGCGCGAUAAUUGCAACUGUUCUAAGUGACGUCAGGGGCUCCCCGCUGCUAGAUACAUCUGCCGUUAACUUCGCUUAAAUCUACGUUUAACCACAUUAAAAAAUCUUCAAAAUCAUUGUACGUCUGUUUAUAUAAAGCAUACAAAGCAUAUACAUCGACAAGGAACCGCAAAACUCAAAGUUUGAACAUCGUGAUCGAAUGACAUAAAACUGACAUGUCAACUCUAGCAUUUUCGUCCUUGGUCGCGUAAUUUUGAAAACGGGUGUAAUGGGUUUUAAUCAAGAAACAUGCACACUGUGUCAUGAACAUCUUGGGCUAAUCUUGUUCUAAUUUCUCAUCGUCAAUAGACUGUAGAGAACUGUGUGUGUAUAUUGCGUAAUCUCUCGUAUCGUUUGGAAGAAGAAGUUGACCGUAAUAAGUACCUGGACACUGAUUUGGACCCAGACCGCCCGGACAGGACCAUAUAUGGUGGUCCCGAUAAAACCACCGCAGGAUGCUUUAGCAAAAAGUCAAAGAAGAAAGGCAACUCUGACCAAAUGCCAGUGGAUCGCAAUGGACCGAAUGCUAAAGAAGGUGUGGCAUUACUAUGGCAACCUGAGACUUUAAGUCCGCUGCUCACAUUGCUAGCGGACUCAACCAUCGCCGAGACUCUCGAAGCAGCCGCUGGCAUGAUUCAUAAUUUGACUGCAUGCUCAUGGAGGGUAAGUUACUUAAUUUAUAAUGUGUGAUACAUAUAUAUACUACAUGCAUACGUCACGUCGUUGACUUUGGCCCGUUCUAAGCCCCAACUUUCCAUGGGGGUCGUGAGCUAGACCGCUGCACCUAUUUCUACCAAAAUCCGGCCUUGGUAGGAUGAAUGCUUCCAGUUUGACUCUAGUAUAUCAUAUUAUAUUUCAUUGUGUAGUGGUCAGCAUUAUUACGUUCAACACUGAGACGAGAGAAAGGUCUUCCGAUCUUAGUCGAACUACUCCGAGUCGAUGACGACAGUGUUAUUCGGGCUGAUGCGACUGCACUUCGGAAUCUGGCACUGGACACCAGAAACAAAGUUGUUAUAGGUAAGAUUCAACAAGAAAAUUUCCAAAUUUUACAAAACAUAUGCUUCACCAAAAUAUGUACAUUUUCCCAAACUUUUAUGAGGCGAAACUAAUUGUUUUGAUGAGAGAAAUGGUUUUCGACAAUUUUCGGAAAGUUUCAGAAGCUUUGGAGUGAGUUGGGUCACUUUUUGAAUUUUCAAAAAAUUUCCUGUGAUCCUCCCUUUGUUCUGGUCCCGCCUUUGCAUUUGAUUAAAGUUUUCAAAACUGUUUUUACCAGUCGAAAGUGAUUGUUUUGAUGAGAGAUGGUUUUCGACAAUUUUCAGAAAGUUUGGAGUAGGUUGAUGCAUUUUUUUAAUUUUGGAAAAAAUGUUUUGUCAAGGACAUUAAGGUGUAAUUUUAAGGCUAUAUAGUGGAGAUGUUUUCCCUGAGGAAGCGUCUUCUGUUUUUCAGGGAAAUAUGCGAUGAAGGAUCUCGUCUACAGAUUACCUCCGGGUGAAGGAAGUCAGGGUAUCACUGAACCAACGUAUGGUGCUAUUAUCUGUACCAUACAUCAACUCGUUGACCAGGAUUCACAGAAUGCCAAGUAAGAUAUCUUGUUUACGUCCAUCUUGUUUGCUUACCGAACGUUUAAUAUUUAGCUAUUAUUUUAUACUGGAUAACUCUAUCAGUUCUAAACUGCUCUUCACAGAGGUCCAGUAAGGAUCAUCUCUUAUUGAUCCAGUGUUACUACAGGAGGAAACCUAAACUAAACUAACUUUAUUUAUACUGGAUAGCGCUAUCAGUUUUAAACAGUUCUUCCUAGAGGUCCAGUAAGGAUCAUCUCUUAUUGAUCCAGUGUUACUACAGGAGGAAACCUAAACUAAACUGACUUUACUUAUACUGGAUAGCUCUAUCAGUUCUAAACUGUUCUCUCUGGAGGUCCAGUAAAGAUCUUGUCCUAUUGCUCCAGUGUUACAACAGGAGGAAACCUAAACUAAGUUGUUUUUUCAGUUCCUGUUUGGGUCGCCACUUUUAUUGCCAAUAUUUUAAUAUUGGUCAAGUGUAGAUAUAACCAGAGUUAAAAGUUUCAUAUUCUUGAUGUAUUGUCGUUCCAUUUCUAGAGCCGUUCGUGAUGUAGGAGGUGUUAUAAAGCUUGUCAAAAUUGCCAAAGGAAAUUACAAUCCUAAAGUUGUUAAAACUGCCAAUCAGGUAUGCGCGUUUUGAACGCAGUAUUUAAUGUGAUCCUAACCCCAAAUAUGAUUUACGAUACGAGUGAUAUUUGCGUCGUUCUAAGAAAGAAAUAUAUUUCUUGUAAAAACUAGUGGCGAGCCUAGCCAUGGGCAUGCUAUGCGAAUAAAGCCUGUUUUCCACUUCAGUCGUAUCGUACCGAAGUGUAUUUCUUUGUUUCCUGAGCACUAGAGUGGAACUAUUGACUUCGAUACAAAAGAGAAUGCUUUUGAAGUGCAAAACAGGCUUAAACCUUCAUCUACAUGGGUUAAGGACAGUACAUUUCUAAAAGGUUUGAUAAUGCGAAUGAUUAAAAAUUUGCAUAUAGCAUGACCUUUUUAACCUACAGUAUGACCAGCGUCACUGAGACACAGAAAAGUGUAUUUCGUCUAUCUAAUUACUGAAACCGUUCUUCCUGUUUUCCACAAUGGAUUACCCAAGUAUUUGUCAGAUGAAUUAGAACGCAUCCAAAAACGCGCAAUGCAAAUUAUAUUCCCAAACAUUAAAUAUCAGGACGCACUAAAAACCUGUAACUUAUGUUCUUCAUACGAACGAAGAAAAUACCUAACGAAUAAACUCUUUGAAGAAAUAUGUUCUGAUCCCAACCAUAAACUGCAUUAUCUGGUGCCGAAACCGAUAUUGGACAAAGGAAUAGACGCACGUUUAAUUUUCCUAUGUGUAAAACAGAUAACUAAAAAAUAGUUUUAUAUUUAGUAAUUCAUGAAGUAGGGGAGCUUUUUAAUGUUAGUUUAUAUAGUUUUUGCAUAUUACAUGUAAAAUUAGCUUAUCACUAUUUUAUAACUUUUAUAUCAUGUAAAUUUAUAUACAAUUGAUGAUUCCCCUUAUUACGUUUUGGUAGCGCUUUGCAUUGUGGUUAUACUGGUAUCACUGAUAUUCAAGAUGGCUUAUUUUUUGUCCUGACCCGUGCAAGAACUUUUAAAAAAAAGCUAGGGUCAGGUGCGCGAUAGCCAACAGCAAAAUAUUCGCGAAAACAUUCAAUAUUUUCAUUCGAGGCCGCUAUCUUUAUCAGUGAUACCACUAUAAUCACAAUGCAAAGCGCCAGAUUGAUGAUUCCCCUUAUUACGUUUUCGUAAAUAAACUAUCUAUCAAUCUAUCUAUAUCUAUUUAUCUGCCGUUGUUUUAAGGUUCUUGUUUCAAUGUGGAAUUUCAAAGAAACGCGAACGGUGAUAGACAAGGCCGGCUGGCAAUACACCAAAAACAUUGCAGACGAGUAUGGCCAAUCACCGCGCCCGAAAGCUUAUGACGAUGUCUCCCUACCCCGCAGUGCUCACAAAUCAUACAACAAUCAACCUCGUUAUCCACCACCAGCCACAGAUACCCCUGACGAGACGCGUGAUCUCGAAAUGCGCGGUUAUGCAAUCCCGAACUCUGGUGGCGACACUUUCCGAUCUUCGCCCGGCGCUGUCCGAGCAUCGCCCGGUGCCGCCCGAGCAUCGCCCGCAGCUCCGCGAGAUGAACCCGUUCCCCAUCCCACCGAAGUGCAUGCCCCCCCGGAAUACGCGAAAGUUAAUAAGAAUCGUAAGAAAGUUCCGGAGGGUCAGGGCGAAGAUGAAGCCGACUCCUGGGUGUGAAAAAAACUGAACUCCUACAAAUGGAAAUAAAUAUUUGGAUAAAAGCAGAACGGUCUGCCAGAACAUGUCAAAAUUACAUGAAAUUUAAGACGUUUAUGAGAAAUAGUAUAAUUUUCGCCGCUAAAAAUAGCUUCGGCAUUUAAUAACUCUAUGCUCGAAGUUAUUUCAACUUUCAUGUAGUAUUUUCCUAGUAUUUUGUAGAUAAUGCUCUUCAUGAUAUAAUAUAUAAUAGUCGUAGGUUUUUCAUAUUUUCUAGCAAUUCUCGGGUAUAGUGAAAUUCACAUCAAAAGGAAUUCGCUUCGUUCCUUUAUUAAUUGUGAUUGUAGGCCUGAUACGUUUGUUCAGUUUACGUUUCGUGUUUGAAAGUAAACGGUCGACUCGACAUUUCUUGGCAGAAUUUUUGUCUAACUUUUGCCAAAAGAACCAUUGAACGGUUUCUUACUGUUGCCUAUCAACACGAAGCUUAAACUCUAUGCAAAACACAAAUUCCUUAUAUUGUAAGUAACAGCUGUCCUUUAUUUUUACUAUACUACUCGAAAACUAAACCUACUUAAAUCUAAUAAAAAUUCUAAAAAC